UAGGGGUUGGUAACCCUUCAAAAAUCAUACUCAAAAUCCUCAUGGACAACAAAAGCAACCAGAAAACCCUAGGCUCAAAGCCCAAACCCUCGCCGCCGUCGUCCAGAUUCACCCCCGCCCGCCACCGUAACUGGCUCGAACUCCCGCCGGAGAUCACCGCUUCGAUACUUUCGCGGCUCGGAGCGAUCGAGAUCCUGACGGCCGCCGAGAAGGUCUGCAGAUCGUGGCGAGCAAUCUGCAAGGACCCACUGAUGUGGCGCACCAUCGAUAUGCGCAACGACGGCGACCUUCACGACAUGACGUAUGAUUUGGAGAAGAUGUGCUGCCACGCCGUUGAUCGGAGCUGUGGUCAGCUCGUCGAUAUCACCGUCGAGUACUUCGGCAGCGAUGAGCUGCUCAAGUAUAUCACCGAUAGAUCAAGUGGAAUCAGACGCCUCCGAAUUGUGCGGUGUUAUUUCAUAACGGAUGAGGGAUUGAGUGAAGUGGCUUUGAAGCUUCCGAUGUUGGAGGACCUUGAAAUUUCGUUGUGCACGCUUUCGCAGGAACCUCUAGAGGUUGUUGGACGCUCUUGUCCGCUUUUGAAGUCUGUGAAACUGAACAACCACUGGUACCAAUUCCCGCCAGAUAAGUGUGAUAAUGAUGCACUUGCCGUAGCAGGAACGAUGCGAGGUUUGCAGCACCUCCAGCUUUUUGGGAAUAAGCUGACGAAUGAUGGCUUGAGGGAAAUUCUUGAUUGUUGUCCUCAUCUUGAGUCACUUGAUCUGCGCUACUGUUUCAACCUUAACCUGGAGGGAGAUUUGGAGAAAAGAUUGACCGGACAAAUUAAAAGGUUACGGCUUCCUUAUGAUUCCACUGAAGACUAUGAGUUUGAUGCUAUGUCUAAUGGUUACGAUUCACGUGAUAAUGAUGGGGACUCCCCAUAUGGUUUUUCUGACAGUAAUUUGUUGUCUGAUGAUUAUGAGGAAUAUGGAUUUUCAAGUGGGAGCGAUUUCUAUGACUAUGAUUAUGGGGAUUGUGAUGAUUUUACUAGACUUGACUUGUAUGACUUUGGUGAUAUGGAUACCCUUCCUAGCAGCUAACGUUUGAGACGGCGGAGGAAAGUUAUCAAAAUAUAUUUAUCCAUCUAGAAUUUCUUUCCAAAAUCCCUAUUUCUGGAUUGGUAGCAACAUUGAUCUUAUUGCAUGUUUUCGAGGCUAUUUGCAAUGGAGCAGUUUAUCAGAAUUGUAAAAUUUCAAUUCUCAUUGCAAGGUUUUGAUAACAUUCAUUUAAGUUUUUCUUGAUGAUUCAGCUUUGUGAGAUUUUGUUUCUAUCUUCUUGAUUUCGCCCUGCAUCUGGAUUUUCCAGGAUACUAAAGAAAGGGUACAUCUGCUUUUACAAGUAAGGCUUCAUUUCAGUUUCUGAUUUCAAGUUGAGAUGUGACUCCAUGACGUUGUCUUCGUCCUGAGUACAAAUAUUGGUUGCCAUCAGUCAGAUACAGCUAGCCGAAGAGAAAGUUUGGUCCUGUCAAACUCUCAUCCAACUUUCCACAUUGGGCAGACAAUGAAGUUAGUAGUACUUGGAUUAUUGAUGACCAUGUACUAUUUUUUUUAUUGAAAUUCGGAAUCAGUCUAGCAGACUGGUCGUGAAUGUAUAAAAAACACAUUUAAGCUGAGAUAAAAGUCCUUUUCUUA
This is a messenger RNA of Rosa rugosa (rugosa rose), 1670 nucleotides long. RefSeq names its product F-box protein SKIP19-like. The record is from RefSeq and is a predicted model, not a curated record. Gene Ontology annotation, molecular function: protein binding. The coding region runs from base 42 to 1079 and encodes 345 amino acids. Lineage: Eukaryota; Viridiplantae; Streptophyta; Magnoliopsida; Rosales; Rosaceae. The transcript is spliced from 2 exons.